Messenger RNA from Neltuma alba, 3693 nucleotides. RefSeq names its product RNA-dependent RNA polymerase 2. NCBI's taxonomy places the organism in Eukaryota, Viridiplantae, Streptophyta, Magnoliopsida, Fabales, Fabaceae. Gene Ontology annotation, cellular component: nuclear RNA-directed RNA polymerase complex. Gene Ontology annotation, biological process: siRNA processing. Gene Ontology annotation, molecular function: RNA binding; RNA-directed RNA polymerase activity. The record is from RefSeq and is a predicted model, not a curated record.
CUGGGGAUUUGUCUGAACUCUGAAAUUUCCAGACUUCUUCCGUUUCGUCUGAAAAUCUAUUCGCUUUUUAGGGCCAUAUCGGCUCUUCUUUUCCUUGGUUACCACAGACUUCCUCGGCGUCGGAUAGUCGUUCGUGUUUGGUCACUGAACGCUUGUAUGAUUCUAUCAUAACCGUCGCCCCGUUCUCCAUUGUCAAUGGGUGUGCAAAACAAUCCCACAGUUCGAAUCUCCAACAUACCCCACUCUGCUGUAGCCAAAGAGCUCUUAGAAUUUCUGGAGUCCAUAACCGGUCCUGGCUCAGUCUUCGCCUUGGAAAUCUUUACGGAGCGCGAGAACUGGAAGUCGCGGGGCUUCGGCCGCGUCCAGUUUGCUACGCUCGACGCUAAAGCGAAGGCUCAAUCACUUUCUCUUCAAGACCGCCUUGUCUUCAAGUCCCACUUCCUCAAAAUCUCUGAGAGCUCGGAAGACAUCGUCUUUAGACCCGCCAAUGCAAGAAACCGGGUCGACAAUGGGGUUUUGCAUGCGGGUUUUAUGGUUAAAGAGAACUGUAUGAGUGUGUUGGAAUCCUGGGAGGGUUGUGUGAGAGGAUGGAUCAUGCUCGAGAGGGAGAGGGUGAGUUUUGGGUGGUGGCAGGGGAAAGAGUGUUACAAACUGGAAAUAAUGUUUCAGGAUAUACUGGAGACAAAUGGGUAUUCUCUUGAGGAAGGAAAACUGAAUGCACUAAUCUGAAGGUAUACCUUAAGACUUAAAAGUUCGUCAAGUCUUUCUUCAAUAGCCAGAUUAUUUCCAGAGGACAAAGAUUCUAAGCUUUCAGUUAGUUCGAUUUUGGGUUUGUUUUGGGUACGGACAACAGAUUUCUCACCCAUGAAGUCAGUUGGACACUCUACCUCAUUUUGCUGGGUCGUUGAAGAAGAGCCAUUAGCUGCAGACAUUUUUCGAAGCUUCCCACUCUACAGAGAAAAUUUGAAUGAUAUAAUUCUGGAAGAUGGGGAAGAAUUCGGUUCUUCAUCAGAAAUAGUUCCACUUGUAAAGUGUGGUUCAGAUUCAAAGUUGCCAUAUGAGAUUAUUUUUCAACUCAAUUCUCUUGUUCAUACACAGAAAAUAAGCUUUGCUUCAGUAGAUAAUGAUUUGAUUGAUUUGUUCAGCACCUUAAAUGAAGAAACUUGUGCUGUGAUUCUUCAGAAGUUGCACAACCUAAAGUCCACCUGUUAUGAACCCCUAAAAUAUGUGAAGAGCCAAUUACACGUGCUAAUGUGUAAAAAGAGAACUGUUCCGCCAUCAUCACACAAAAGGUUGAUGGAUAAUAACGUCAUGAGUUGCCAUAGAGCCUUGAUUACCCCAUCAAAGAUAUAUUGUCUUGGUCCUGAGCUUGAAACCUCUAAUUACGUGGUAAAGCAUUUUGCAUCAUAUGCGUCAGACUUCAUUAGAGUUACUUUUGUUGAAGAGGAUUGGAGUAAGCUUCCAACCAAUGCAGUCUCCACCAGCAUUCAAAAGGGCAUCUUUUCAAAGUCUUUUGAAACUGAAAUAUACAAGAGGAUAUUGACUAUUCUUCAAGAUGGGAUUGUAAUCGGGGCUAAGAGAUUUGAGUUUCUGGCCUAUUCAGCUAGUCAACUCAGGUCAAGUUCCGUUUGGAUGUUUGCUUCUAAUGACUCUGUGACGGCAGAUUAUAUUAGAGAAUGGAUGGGAAGGUUCAAAGUGAUACCCAGUGUCUCUAAAUGUGCAGCAAGGAUGGGUCAGUUGUUCAGUUCUUCCAUGCAAACUCUUGAAGUUCCAACACGAGAUGUGGAGUUAAUUCCAGAUAUUGAAAUCACCUCUGAUGAUGGUACAAAUUAUUGUUUCUCUGAUGGUAUUGGAAAAAUUUCUCAAUCUUUUGCCAAGCAAGUAGCAGAGAAGUGUAAAUUGGACCAUGUUCCAUCAGCCUUCCAAAUUCGCUAUGGUGGAUACAAGGGUGUCAUUGCUGUUGAUCAAUAUUCUUUCAAGAAGUUAUCAUUGCGCAAAAAUAUGCUUAAGUUUGAAUCCAAUAGCACAAUGCUUAAUGUCACUAAAUGGAGUGAAUCUAUGCCUUGCUUUCUGAAUCGAGAGAUUAUAACCCUGUUGUCCACCUUAGGAGUGGAAGAUGAAGUGUUUGAGGCAUUGCAACAGGAUCAGCUGUCUUUACUAGCAAACAUGUUGAAUAACAGAGAGGCAGCUUUGAAUGUUCUAGAGAGUUUAAGUGGUGCUGAUUCGAAAAACAUUCUAGUGAAGAUGUUGCUUCAAGGUUAUGAACCAAACAUUGAACCUUACUUAUCAAUGAUGCUUAGGGCUUAUUAUGAGCACCAGUUAUCUGACUUGAAAAGUAGAUGCCGAAUAUUUGUCCCCCAAGGUCGAGUUUUAAUUGGCUGCUUGGAUGAAACGGGUCUCUUAAAUUAUGGCCAAGUAUACGUCCGCAUGACCAUGACCAAAUCUGAGCUUGAAUGUGGAGAUGGAAGCUUAAGGAGAGUGGAUGAGAGCACAUGUGUGAUAGUGGGCAAGGUGGUUGUCACAAAAAAUCCUUGUCUUCACCCAGGAGACAUCAGAGUCCUUGAUGCCAUCUAUGAUGUGGAAUUAGAGGAGAACGGUUUGCGAGAUUGCCUUAUCUUCCCGCAAAAAGGGCCUAGGCCACAUCCAAAUGAAUGCUCAGGUGGUGAUCUUGAUGGUGAUUUGUAUUUCAUAAGCUGGGAUAGAGGCCUCAUCCCAGGCAGAACAGUGGCUCCAAUGGACUGCUCAAGGAGGCCUCGUGUAAUGGAUCACGAGGUGACACUAAAGGAGAUCCAACAAUUUUUUGUUGAUUACAUGAUCAAUGAUACUUUAGGUGCUAUCUCUACAGCUCAUCUGGUUCAUGCAGACCGUGACCCUGAGAAGGCCUUGAGUAGAAAAUGUCUGGCGUUGGCAGAGCUUCACUCCAUGGCUGUAGACUUUGCGAAGACCGGAAAUCCUGCUGAAAUGCCAAGAGCCUUGAAACCAAGGGAGUUUCCUGAUUUCAUGGAGAGGGUAGGGAAACCAAUGUAUAUCUCAAAGGGGGUUCUGGGAAAACUAUAUCGAACCAUAGUUGAGUUGAUCCUACAACAAAGAUCCAACUCUGAUUGGUCGUCUGAGAAACUAGCAGAAGCAUAUGAUCAUGAACUUGAGGUGGAUGGUUUUGAGGACUUUCUGGAGGUUGCAAAACUUCAUAGAGAUAUGUAUGCUGAGAAAAUGAGAUCUUUAAUGAACUUCUAUGGUGCUGAGACUGAGGAUGAGUUGCUGACUGGUAACUUGCGAAGUCGUGCUUCAUACUUGCAGCGUGAUAACAGGAGAUACGGAGAUAUGAAGGAUAGGAUUCUGUUAUCGGUGAAGAAUUUACAGCAUGAAGCUAAACAUUGGUUUGAAAGUAGUUGCCAACCACAUGAAAAGAUGCAACUGGCCGGUGCUUGGUAUCAUGUCACGUAUCACCCUCCAUAUAACCAGGAGAACUCUAGUUUUCUGAGUUUUCCGUGGAUCUUAGGGGACAUUUUAUUGCAUAUAAAGUCUGGGAAGGGAAAAAAACUGAGGGUAAACUCUAGUUGUUAGAUAGCAUUUCUUCCAAUGAAAAUUAGAUCGGUCCCAGUGUUGCUUGGAGUCUGAACUAUUAAUGACUUGUAAAUGGUACGACUUGUUAUAAAUAUUUUAUAUUUUAGCAUGAUCUUGCAUGUUAGAAUU